Rotaria sp. Silwood1 is the source of this 948-nucleotide messenger RNA. Lineage: Eukaryota; Metazoa; Rotifera; Eurotatoria; Philodinida; Philodinidae. The record is from the annotation of a GenBank genome assembly.
AUGGCAAAAUCUCUUUCAACUAAUCCAGAGCCAUUAUCAUUUGAUGUUAUUCAUGAUAUUGUAAAACGUAAUGAUAAUACAAAAUAUGAUCUUGUUUAUCGUACAUUAUUAACUAAAUCAGAAUAUUUAACACUUAUACCAGAUAAUGAUAAUUAUUCAAUUCUUCAUUAUCUUGUUAUGUAUGGUUUAUUAGAUUUAUUUAAUAAAGUUAUAGCUAUACCAAAUAUACGUAUUAUUCUUUUAACAAAAACUGCAACAAAACCAGCAAAAGAUAUUCUUCAAAUAUCACGUGAAAAUCAAACAAAAUCAAGUACACAUAAAAAAUUAUAUGAAUUAAUAGAAAAUCUUGAUAUAAUGGAUAAAUUUGUUGAAUAUGCAAAAAAUAAUCAAAUAAAUGAAUGUAAAAGAAUGCUUCAACAAAAUGAAGAUUUAGUUAAUCUAAAACCACCAUAUAGAAAAUAUUAUUUAAUUCAUCAUUUAGCUUAUGCUAAUAAUAAAGAUGCAUUUGAUCAACUUCUUAGUAUAUGUAAUUUUGACAUGAAAUUAUUAACAAAUGAUAAUAAAACAGCAUCAGAAGUUGCUCUUGAACAAAAACAUACAAGAUUUGCUACUUAUUUAGAAUCUCUAUCAUCAGAUAUGCGUACUAUACGUGAAAAACAUGAUAGAGAAAAAGAAAAACGUAAUCAAGAAAAAAUGAAACAUGAUGAACAAAUUGAAAAACAAAUUCUAACAACAUCUGGUAGUAAUAUGUUAGAUUGUUUUACAUGUCCAUUAACAAAAGAAUUAUUUCAAGAUCCAGUUGUUUUAUCUGAUGGUUUUACAUAUGAAAGAUCAGCAAUACAAAAAUGGCUUGAUUUAGGUAAUCGACGUUCACCAAUGACAAAUAUUGAAUUAACUAAUAUUACACUUGAGAAAUUAUUCAAAAAUGAACGUAGAAUAAAUUUAUAA